Aspergillus nidulans FGSC A4 is the source of this 763-nucleotide messenger RNA. RefSeq names its product 60S ribosomal protein eL33. Gene Ontology annotation, biological process: translation. The transcript is spliced from 6 exons. Gene Ontology annotation, cellular component: ribosome. The record is from RefSeq and is a predicted model, not a curated record. Gene Ontology annotation, molecular function: structural constituent of ribosome. The coding region runs from base 92 to 421 and encodes 109 amino acids. Lineage: Eukaryota; Fungi; Ascomycota; Eurotiomycetes; Eurotiales; Aspergillaceae.
GACGACAACCACGACAACCCGGACGACUUUUGCGGGUCAUUUUGACAACCUCUCGACUUGUUUGUGUUGCCCGCUCAGAAUCACCGUCAUAAUGCCUUCCGAACACGGUCACAGACUCUACGUUAAGGGUCGCCACCUGAGCUACCAGCGCUCCAAGCGCGCUGUCAACCCCAACACCAGUCUGAUCAAGAUCGACGGUGUUGACAACACUGAGGCCGCAAACUUCUACCUGGGCAAGAAGGUCGCUUUCGUCUACCGGGCUAAGCGUGAGGUCCGGGGCUCCAACAUCCGGGUGAUCUGGGGCAAGGUCACCCGCCCUCACGGCAACUCCGGCGUUGUCCGCGCACAGUUCCGUCACAACCUUCCCGCAAAGUCCUUCGGUGCUACUGUCCGUGUCAUGCUCUACCCCUCCAACAUCUAAACGCCCCGUUGUUUUUCAUAUAUCCGCGGCACAACUCCGGAAUCUUUGCGCAGACGGUCAGGCAAGGAGUCGGCGGGAUGAGCCCAGGUUGCGAUGGAGUUAGUGGGUUGAUAAUGAUCAUGGGAGAGGCAGGGCCGGACAGCCCAGCCCUACGAGUCUCAAAAUAAAAAGAUAAAAUGGGAUCUCUUGUCUACUGUAACACAUGGUUACUGUUUCAUCUUAAUAGACAUCCAGCCGGCAUGCUUGUUUUUUGACCAGGUGGCCGUGGGUUGUCUUGACGGCAGGGCUCUAGUGUAUUAUUUGACGCUCAUGAACACACAAUCCAGACAAUUCAUCUCGGCU